Pelobates cultripes (western spadefoot toad) is the source of this 7339-nucleotide messenger RNA. Lineage: Eukaryota; Metazoa; Chordata; Amphibia; Anura; Pelobatidae. The record is from the annotation of a GenBank genome assembly.
GCUCGCUCACACGCUCUCCUUCCUCCAGCAAGAUGGCUGCUCCGAGCUCGGCUCCCCCGCCUGCCCUCUCCCAGGGCGCCGUGCACGGCCCGGUCGUCAAGGUUCACCCCGUGGUCCUGGCCUCCAUCGUGGACAGCUACGAGAGGCGGAAUGAGGGCGCCGCCAGGGUCAUCGGGACUCUGCUGGGUGAGUAACCGGCUAUCGGUACCGGGCCACUCCGCAUCCCGGCAUGCCCUGUACUACAUCUCCCAGCAUGCCCUGUACUACAUCUCCCAGCAUGCCCUGUACUACAUCUCCCAGCAUGCCCUGUACUACAUCUCCCAGCAUGCCGCGUACUACAUCUCCCAGCAUGCCCCGUACUACAUCUCCCAGCAUGCCCCGUACUACAUCUCCCCAGCAUGCCGCGUACUACAUCUCCCAGCAUGCCGCGUACUACAUCUCAGCAUGCCGCGUACACACAUCUCCCCAGCAUGCCGCGUACUACAUCUCCCAGCAUGCCGCGUACUACAUCUCCCAGCAUGCCGCGUACUACAUCUCCCAGCAUGCCCUGUACUACAUCUCCCAGCAUGCAGCAUUACUACAUCACCCUGCAUGCCCAACAUACCCAUCAUAAGACCAAACCACAACUAACAUGCCCAUCAAAGACCAAACCUGGCACUAACAUGCCCAUCAAAGACCAAACCUGGCUUCCCCAACAUGCCCAUCAUGAGCCAAACCUGGCACCCCCAACAUACCCCAUCAAGACCAAACAGCACCCCAACAUGCCAGCAUCAAAGACCAAACCUGGCACCCCCCAACAUGCCCAUCAUAGAUAAACCUGGCACCCCCAACAUGCCCAUCAAAGACCAAACCUGGCACCCCCAACAUGCCCAUCAUAGACCAAACCUGGCACCCCCAACAUGCCCAUCAAAGACCAAACCUGGCACCCCCAACAUACCCAUCAAAGACCAAACCUGGCACCCCCAACAUACCCAUCAAAGACCAAACCUGGCACCCCCAACAUACCCAUCAUAGACCAAACUCCAAGUAACCCAACAUUCCAUCACAAAGACCAAACCUGGUAACCUCCCAACAUGCCCAUCAUAGACCAAACCUGAGCACCCCCAACAUGCCCAUCAUAGACCAAACCUGGCACCCCCAACAUGCCCAUCAUAGACCAAACCUGGCACCCCCAACAUGCCCAUCAUAGACCAAACCUGGCACCCCCAACAUGCCCAUCAAAGACCAAACCUGGCGCCCCCAACAUGCCCAUCAGAGGCCAAACCUGGCGCCCCCAACAUGCCCAUCAGAGGCCAAACCUGGCGCCCCCAACAUGCCCAUCAGAGGCCAAACCUGGCGCCCCCAACAUGCCCAUCAAAGACCAAACCUGGCGCCCACCAAAGACCAAACCUGGCGCCCCCAGCAUGCCCACCAAAGACCAAACCUGGCGCCCCCAGCAUGCCCAUCAAAGACCAAACCUGGCACCCCCAACAUGCCUUUCAUAGGGACAUCCUCAGUCAGUGGGCAAGCCUGUCCCCCAUGCCACUUUCAUGCUGUACUGUGCGAUUAGUGUCAAAUUUGGGUGAGACGAUAGUUUGGUUACUUGUUCAGUAUGUUUUAUUGGAAUGCCCCCUUAGCAGAAAGCAAGUCUGGAUGAGACAGGAUGGUUUUAUAGCAGAGAAGCUUGGUUUCUUAUUCAGAGGUUCCCAUGAAAUGCUUUGGUGCCAGGUUUGUAGAAAGCAAACCAAAUGUAGGGCAGCCAGUUUAAUUUUAAUAGAGAAAAGGCUUGAUUAGUUAUUCAGAGUUUACCAUAGAAGUGCAUGGACGUUGCUCUUCCAGAUUUUAAGACCAAUUCACUUGUGAGAGAAGCUGAUCCUGAACAGUCUGUUUUUAGAGAUUUAGCUUUAUGACCCAUUUGCUUUAGGGUUAAGUGCAAAGAGUAAUUCUGGGAUAAGAUUCUAAAUGUGAAGCAGUGGCUGUGGACACCAGUAGGAUGUCCCUGCUAAUUGCUCCCUCUUUUACUUUUUAUGGACAGUCAUCAUUGUCUCAGCUACCCCUCAUAAAUAAGCAAACCGGCCCUAAUCUUAUCAAAACCACCAGGGAUGCUACAGCUAAGAAUGUGCUGUGUGCCAAGCCAUUCUCUUAAAGGGACACUAUAGUAACCAGAACCACUACAGCUUAGUGUGGUGCUUUUGGUGUCUAUAGUCUGUCCCUGAAUUUUUUUCAGUGUAAACGCCGCCUUUUCAGAGAAAAGGCAGUGUUUAUAUUGGUGCUUAGUAACCCAUCUAGUGACUGUCACUAGUCAUUAGAGGUGCUACCUAUGUUCAGUGUUUUCAACGCUCUGCAUGGAGACAUUGAAUGUUCCCCAUAGAGACGCAUUGAUUCAAUGCACAUCUGUGAGGAGAUGCUGGUUGGUGCAGCCAUGGAGGCUAAUUGGCGAGGAGUGGGAAAAAAUGACUACCUUUCCCAUGCAAUUGGAAGGGGGCCGGUUACCUAAAUAGACACACACUGAUACACAAAUUUUCUUAGUUACAAAUUAUUUUAUUGUUUAAUUUAGUCCACCCAGCCUCCCUACCUUUUUGGAGUGCUGUAAUGGAUACUUUGGGGUCCAGUGUAGCUGCUGUAAUCUUCAAACUCUUUUUAUUUGCUCUGCUUCCUUGCGCACUGGUGGAGGCCAGAGCUGAAGUGACGUUGUAUCCCAGCUCCUGAGCAGGAAGAACACCUAAAUUACAGCUAUAUCGCCGCUCUGCUUCAUUCCGCUGAACAGACUGACAAACAUCAAGGCGCCAGGGCAAUAUUCCUAGUUGCAUGGCCGACUGGCUCUUGGUAUUUGUUGAGCUCUGAAAGGUGAACUGUGAAAAAUGGUCAGCUUUCAUAGAAACUGCUCCACAUUUAGAAUGUUGCCAGGGAAAUGAUUUCUCGUUGUCACCUUGCAUAGAAUGUCUAAUGAAAAGGGACAUGUAUCUUGUUAAAUCAUGAUGUAUAUGUAUUUAUUUUAAGAACUACUAAUUGAAAUAAUAAAAUGUGCUGAAUAUGCGUAUGUAUUAUUUUUGCAGGUACUGUGGACAAGCACUCCAUAGAGGUGACCAACUGCUUCUCUGUCCCUCACAACGAGUCUGAGGACGAGGUAAUGUCCUGCUAUGUCUUUUUAAAAUGGGGUGGAACAAUCUAUCAUUUAAAGGCACACUCCGGUUGGCUUCUUUUUAUCAUAGAUAACUUGAUAAAAAGAUGUGCAGUGAAUUUAAAGACCUCAUUAUUUAUUUUGCUUCAACUUCUGUCAAUUUAAUUGGCUCCUAAAAAGAUCCAAUACAUGUUCUAAAACUCUUUUUAUUUACCUUUUAUUGCCCUGAGUGAAAGGCAGUAGUUCAAGCUGUUUCUCAACAAGAGGUUUUUUCCUUCUCUUAGCACUGAUAGAUGAAUUAGUACAUAGAUACCUCAGUCUCUGAGGUUUUCUGACCUAAUGUAACCAUGAUCAAUAAAUAUUUUGGAAGAUGAGCCCAGUAUCUUUUUACUACAAACUCCUCAAUAGCUUUAUGUUAAAUAGCCUCACUGAGUGAAUCCUUGGCAAAAUACAAACACUCCCCUAUUAUGUGUUUGCUAUUUUUAUUUUAAAUUGUAAUUCUCAAACAGGAGUACGGAAGUCACGCAUGUAACUCUGUUGAAUCUAGUAUCAGUCAUAAACAUUUUAAUACGAAAAAAUAUUUCCAACCGGCCUUGAAAUGUCACGUCUUAUUCUCAUAGUCAGGUUAUAAAGGUGACUCCCGACUACAAGCUUGGAGAGUGAAUGGCUAGUAAAAUUUUGAGUUCUGGUUCUAAAUCAGCGGAAAAUCGGGCAGGUCCAUACUGCAAAUAUUGUAGAGUGUAAAGUUAAUUUUUCUGUGUGUGUGUGACAGUAUUUUAGCUACAGUGACAUUUUGAUAUAUGCUGUAUAUUCUGUCUAUCCAUCAGGUGGCUGUUGACAUGGAAUUUGCCAAGAACAUGUACGAACUUCACAAGAAGGUUUCUUCCACGGAGCAGAUCUUGGGCUGGUAAUUAUUUUUAUUAUAUUUGUUGCAGUGACAUGUACUUCCUGGUAAAUGUGGUUUGUAGAAGAACUAUCUGCAUAUAAUCUAUGGAGAAAUGAUACAGGAGAGAGUCUUUCUGAUCAUAUAGCAAUCACUGGGCGGGGGCAUUUAGGGUGAUACUGACCACUUGAUGUCAUCUGGAUCUAUGGUUUCUGCUGUAACAUCAGAAAUCGUUGUGAUCGCUCCUCCUAUCAGGAUGCUCCCCUAGGUUUCUAUGGUAGGGAUGUUCAUACCCCACAAUGCUGUGCUCAAUUAUGGAUUCACAAAUGUACCUUCUUUCUGCUUCUUGUAUUUAUAUAUUUAUUCGGGAGUCUCCCAUAUAAAACAUUGGGUGAGUGUAUGUUUCCCAUAAACCCCUUCUCAAAACGUUUCUGGGAUUCCGAGGUCUGUGUUCAGUUUGUCAGGUGCUUGUGCACUUUCCUCUUUUUUAAUUUUAAUAUAUGUUGAUCUGCAAAAAUCAGGACCAUUUCCAGAUUUUUGCUAUAAUAUACUAUUUUUUUUUAUUUUUUUAUUCUUUCUCUACUCAAUGAACAGAUUUAUUUCUGUCUUGUAUUUACGGCAUUCUGCAUACACUGUUCUUUGUGUUAAUCCUUGGCAAAAAUUCCCACAAUGCAUUUCUCUGCAUGGCUGUUUUACUGUAAUUGGUUACCAUCCUUGUUCUUUCCAGGUACGCCACAGGAAAUGACAUCACAGAACAUUCCGUGCUGAUCCACGAGUAUUACAGCCGUGAAGCAAACAACCCCAUCCAUAUGACAGUGGACACAAGCUUACAGAACGGACGAAUGAGCAUUAAGGCCUAUAUCAGGUGAGCUGAAUUGAAUAACUUGAAAACAAAGACCAUUGAGUAAGACGCAGGUUUGUGUUUAUUUUCUGGGUUAAAGUUUUUGUGUAGACACGAGUAUCAUAACCAUAACAGCCGGCUGUAGUGGUCUUGAAGCCAGGAGUUGCCCUUACAUCACCCCACAGUAAAUAGUCAAACAGUCUUAAUACAGGUUUUCAUCUUAUCUGCAUCCUGCUGAGCGCUCUUGGCUGCAACUUUUGAUUCGGACUUUUCCUUUUUUUGAGGGAAGCACAGGAUUCUUGGUCUGUUCUCACUGGUUGAGAGCCUCAGCCAAUGAACACAGUCCAUAUUAGCUGUGCAGGAGCCCGGGGUACGCUGGUUAGUUCUUUGUUUUUAAAACUGUUUGACAAAUUUGUGCUGGGAUGAUGCCCAUGUGUUCCCGGCACCACAUCCAAUACAGCAGGGUGUAAUGGUUAUUGUGCUUGGUGAUCCUGUAAUUAAAACAGCUUAUUCAUUAGUGCCCCAUCUUCAAGUUCUGAGAUUUCUGCUUGUUUUCUAGCUAGAACAAUCGUCCUGAUGGGUAACGAGUAAAAAAUGAUUUAAGAUAAAGAAUGAAUGUACAUUUUUUUUCUUUUCUCCUGUGUAGCACACCAAUGGGUGUUCCUGGAAAAACAAUGGGAGUAAUGUUCACCCCACUUACCGUACAAUAUGUCUAUUACGACACAGAGCGAAUAGGAGGUAAGUCAUGUAUACCACACUUAACGUUUCCUUUGCUAUAAUGUUUGUGUGAGAUGUUUGCAGUAAAUUAAAAUAUUUGCUGUUUCUUUCUUUUUUAGUUGACCUGAUUACAAAAACUUGCUUCAAUCCCAACCGUUCCAUUGGGCUGACAUCUGACCUGCAGCAAGUGGGAUCAGCGGGCAAUCGCCUCCAGGAUUCCUUGUCUUCGGUGAUCCAGUAUGCAGAGGAUGUGCUGGUAAGUGUAUCUGUAGUGUCUUCCGUUCCAGUAACUCUGAGCCCUAUUGGUCGGCACUGAAUUAUAGUAAUGGUAGUACAGCUGCUUGACAUUGAUGGAUAAAUGUAUUACUCUGUAAUUUGUAGUCUGGAAAGGUUACUGCUGACAACAACGUUGGACGUUACUUGAUGGAUCUCGUAAACCAAGUACCUAAAAUAUCUCCAGAAGAUUUUGAAUCCAUGCUGAACAGCAAUAUUAAUGUAAGUAGAAUUUAUUUUGCUCCAUGUCUCCUAUACUCACAUGUUAAUCCUCUGGGCCUAUACACAGAAUGUUAUCUGUAUGUUGUAUAGAAGGAUUUUGUUUGUUUUUUCCACUCCAUAGCUCUACCUUUAAUUCUGUCGCAUCGUUCACUCUAUCAAAGCUUUGUCUUUUAAUAUAAUUGUGGUGCAGGGUUAAAGUACCACCGUGUGUGUGUUUGUAGAAUAUGUUGUACUUUAACACCUUAAGGACCAAACUUCUGGAAUAAAAGGGAAUCAUGACAUGUCACACAUGUCAUGUGUCCUUAAGGGGUUAAAGGGGCAGUUUAGUCUAUGUUAACAACUUUAGCUCAUUAAAGCAGUUUUUGUGUAUAGAUCAUGCCCUUGCCAUCUCCCUGUUCAAUUCUCUGCCAUUUAGGAGUUAAAUCUUGUUUUUGCAGCACUAGUCACACCUCCCUGCAUGUGACUUGCACAUCCUUCCUAAACACUUCCUGUAAAGUCAUCUAAUAUUUAAACUUUAUUGCAAAUUCUGUUUAAUUUUAGAAUUUAUCUCCUGCAAUGAUAAUGGCUUACUAGACUUUGCAGGAGAUUCCUGUAUGUAAUUUAAGGUUUAAUUUACAGAGCAGGAGUCCUAGCCAGCGGAGGUGUGGCUAGGGCUGAAUAAACCAAAACCAAAGUGACUUAACUCCUAAAUGGCAGAAAAUUAAGUAGUAAGAAUGCAGGGGCAAAAUCUAUACACCAAAACGGCUUCAUUAAACUAAAGUUGAAUUGGAGACUAUAACGCCUCUUUAAUGAGGGACACUUUGUAGAGAUUUUAUUUUUGUUAGCCAUUACACUGCAUUUGAAAUCUCUAACUACUAUGAUUCUUGGCAUAAUGAAUAGUAAGUUUGAAAUGUAUUUCUCCAUACUCUUUGGAUAGAUUAAACAAAGUUUAUGCUUAGUCUUAAUUGUUUAAAUAUCUCCUUUAACAUGUUUCAUUUUGUCUCCUAUUCAGGAUCUUCUGAUGGUCACCUAUCUGGCUAAUUUGACACAGGCACAGAUCGCCCUGAACGAGAAACUUCUCAAUUUAUAAUGGACUAAAUGAACAUAUUUUGCAGCUCUGAGGUUGCUGGUGGCAUAUUGGCCUGUAUUUAAAAGUCGACCCUCAUGGGUUCAUCUCUUUGUAUUAUGUUAACAAAUUUUCCAGAGUUUAUUUCCACCCUAAAUAAAACUUCACUUUGAAAGUAAUUUGUGUUAGAGAACUCUGUCAUGAAACUAUAAAUUAAUGGAAUCUUUUCUACUCUGGGACUACAUUGGUAAGUGCGGU